Mya arenaria is the source of this 1865-nucleotide messenger RNA. RefSeq lists its product as uncharacterized. Gene Ontology annotation, molecular function: zinc ion binding. The coding region runs from base 34 to 1752 and encodes 572 amino acids. The record is from RefSeq and is a predicted model, not a curated record. NCBI's taxonomy places the organism in Eukaryota, Metazoa, Mollusca, Bivalvia, Myida, Myidae. The transcript is spliced from 2 exons.
GCGUUGCGUUAAAUAUUCGUUAAAAUCUGAAAUAUGACUUUAAACUUCAAAUCAUCACUUCAGAGGGGCUGUGACUUUAUCCAUGAUUUUUCCUGCUUUCCAUGUGAAGAGAACGGAUUUAACACAGAAGCUCACCAUUAUUGUACUCAAUGCAAAAAUUAUUACUGCCAAAACUGUGUUUCAAAACAUAACGGAUUAUAUCAAAAGCACGCUGUGCUCGACCGCAAGGACGUGAAGAAAUGGGAGGCAGCCCCAGGGGCGGUGAACGCCCUGGAGAGAUGCGGGAUGCAUCCCGGGGAGGCGCUAAAGCUGGUAUGUGCCGACCAUGACCAGCUGUGCUGUCAUUUGUGCGUCGCCGUGGACCACAGACAAUGCUCCAAAAUCCAUCCCAUUCCAGAUGUAGCAAAAGGUAUUCAGAGAAAUAUUGAGUUUCAACAAAUUCCAAAGAAGAUAGCUGAACUUGAAAAGCAAUUCGAGCUGAUGAAAGAAGCAAGAAUGAAGAAUACGACAUCUCUGAAAAAGACGCGGGCAGCAAUUUCUGAUGAAUUAAAAACCAUACGUAAAAAGAUCAACGAAAUCCUUGACAAGAUUGAGAAGGCAACUUUACAGGACUUGGACGAAAUGAUAGCUGAACUUGAAAACGAUAUAAAGAAAGAUAUCGAAACAUGUGAUAAAAUGACUAUCGAACUGCAAAACUUGAUUGCCACUUUUCAAACAAAAUCAAUAUCAAGCGAGUCAAAAUCAUAUAUUGCGUACAGAAAGAGCCAGGAUAUGAUUUCACAAGCAAGCGAUCAUCUUCGUGGCAUAUCAGCCAUUGAGUGUUACAAUGUAACAUUUCAAGCCAAUAACCUUAUACAAGAACUUUUAUCUUCAGUAAAGACCUUUGGAGCGAUUGAAGAACAAAAUGUUACAACCAAACAGCGAGAAGAUCCCCUUUCCGAUCCAAACCACGUCUUCAGUGUUGCAGAGUACAAGCAGUACAACAUGAAGAUGAGGGGUGACGAAUAUCGAUGUGGUAUCUAUGGCGUAUGUGAAAUGCCUAGUGGAGAGUUUGUAAUAGCAGACAGGAAUAAUUGUAAAGUGAAGCUCCUGGACAAGGAGUACAGGGUGCUCGACCACUGUGAUGUCCCGGAGUAUCAACGGGACGUGUGCCACAUUGACGGAAAUGAAGUGGCCGUUUGUGUUAACAGUGUUCAUGCUGAUAGACGAGGACUUUAUUUCAUUAAUGCUACGAAAGGGAGAUUCGUAACUACGAGGAAGUUAAGAUUCCCCCAUAAUUUGAUUGCCGCAGCUCAUCAUGGUGGCCAGCUUUACAUCUCCUCCGGUAACGCACUGUACGUCUACACGAUGUCGGGACAGAAGGUGAAGAUGCUGUACGUGGACAUGUUUGGGUGUAGGACGGUAGAGAAAUGUGCCAUCAGUAACGACGGAAAGACAAUCUACAUCACAAACAUCAGUAAAUAUCCACUGAUCACCCUGGACAACAAGGGUAACAAGCUGGCCUCUCUCAUUGACCCCGACAUGAAACAACUUACCGCAGUACACGUGACACCUGCUGAACAUGUGUUCGUCUGCUGCUUUGGCUCCGACACAGUGCUGCAGGUUGACAAAGACGGCAAGAAGACGUUGGCCACCCUGGCAAGGAAAGAAAACGGUGUGAACGGACCGCAUUGCUUAUUUUUCAGCAGCCGCACUUCCUCUCUGAUUGUUGGUGGAUUUAAAGACACACUUCUUGUUAUCAAGUUAAAUUAAAACUAAAAACGUUCAAUGUUUUAAUUUGGUACUAUCGAACAGGAAUCUUCCCUAUUGUUGUUGCAAAGUAUAUUGUAGUAUUGUCAUACAUGUAUAUAAUUGUUUUGUUUAGA